Molecule: messenger RNA, 5114 nt
Organism: Phascolarctos cinereus (koala)
Lineage: Eukaryota; Metazoa; Chordata; Mammalia; Diprotodontia; Phascolarctidae
Source: RefSeq, a predicted model, not a curated record
UGAGAAAAGUGGGCUGCGAGGAUUGCCUUUUGUUCUGGUCUUUGUAUUUAAAAAUUUAACCUAUUGCAAUCCUCGAACUUGGAAUGCACCUGCCACCAGAGGCUUGGAUUUAACCAACCAAAAGCCAAACUCCGUUUCUUAGCCUUGUGAGUUGCUCAUAGUGAAGGAUCAAUCUCUCCUUAUCCCAGUGAGCCAGGCCCCUGGGUACUUAGGCCGAUUAAACGUUUGAGCUGAAAGGGAUCAAGUCCAACCCCUUCUUUUUGGCAGAGGAGGAAACUGAGCUCCACAGAAUGCAAGGGACUUACCUAAAAUCACAUACAUAAAACAAAUAUUUGCAAUUCUUCAAGGAAUAUUUAAGAGUGCCAGGAAGUAGUUUCAGAAGUAGCCGUGUCAACUGGCAGUUUGAGAAACCAACCUGGGAGUUGUGAGUGAAGUAUCCUGAGUGAAGAUGCCAAGUGAGAGUGGUCUCAAUGGAGUAACUGCUGACUGAGAAAAGAUCUUGGGUUAAGGGAAUACAUCCUCGUGAAGAAUCUUUCUCCAGCAUGACUGCCUUCUAUAGUAACCAAGGAUAUGAAGAAGAACCCGAUUACCCAGACUUCUCCAACUCCAGGGCAAAUCUGGAUUCCCUGAACGGUCCAGACUAUCUGUAUUGCUGGAAUAAUUCCAACAACCUGAAGUUCAAAGACAAUGCAAAGUUUUCAAGCACUCACAAUUAUCCCGAUUAUCCUGAUGCACUGAACAGUCCAGAUUAUCCUGGAGCUGAGGACUACCUAGACAAUCUAGGCUUCAGGAAUCAUCAGGAGUAUCCAGGAUCCCAUACAAAUACAUCCUUUUCAAGAUCCCAAAGGACUCCUGACUACCCAGGCCCUAGGAGCAGUUCUUAUCAUUCAAGGUCCAAGCACAGCCUGGACUCCUUCAGAUUCAUGACAAUUCCAGACUAUCCUGGGGCUGAGGACUAUCAAGACUCCAGAGAGGAUCCAGAUCCUGGGAACAAUGCUUACAGAUCAAGUUCCAGAAGCUAUCCAGACCGCCUGGGUUCCCUGGGAAUUCCAGACUAUCAAGGUGCUGAAGACAACCUGGGCACUCCAGAUAAUUGGGGAAGUGCAUAUAUACAAAACAGUCAGAACAAUCAUGGCUACUCCUAUUCAGAGAAACCAGAAAUGGGCAGAGGGGCAGGUAACGAGAGUCAUCAUUCUGGGCUUUUCCAUCGGACCUUGGGUGCUCCUGAGAGAGACAAUCGAGAUUACCCAGAUUCCUUCCAAAUGACCUCAAGGCAGCCUACAUCUCUGUAUAGCAUGUACCCAGUGCCAGAUCGUGAUGGGGAUGAAUAUAGAAACCUUGCCUAUGAGGAUGAAAGCAGUCUAGUUGGAGAUUAUGGAAAUCAGCACUUGGGAAGAAAAGUUAAUUCUUUUGGCUGGAGAAGGAACUGGCAUGAAGAUGCCUUGCAGGCACAUGAUCCUACUUUUAUGAAUAUUGCAGACAAAACCAAGCAUGAGGAAAAGUUGGUUGCCUCUCUUGUAAACUUACCAAGUAGAGACAGAAGUAAAAUCAUCCGGAAUCAGCCAUUGACCAUGCAGGAAAAAAGGAAAAUUAAGAAAAAAGUUAAUAUGGAGAAACAGAAACCUGCCAGCCAUUCAGUUCAGUUAAAUUAUUGUACCCAGUGCCUGACUGCAACAGCACUGUAUUAUCGGCAUUUUAAGAACAUUAUGUCAGAAUUUUUCCAGUCGCUGCAUGUAUGGCAGAGGACCCUCAAGAUCAUUGGCAGCAAAUUUGGAACAAGCGUACUUUCCUACUUCAGUUUCCUGACAUGGCUCCUCAAGUUUAACAUUUUUUCAUUUAUUGUGAACUUUGGUUUCAUCGUCAUCCCUCAGCUUACAGAUCCUAAGCCAAACAAUGUUUCCUUCACUGGUCUGGAGCUUCUCACUGGAGCAGGCUCUUUUCAACAAACAGUGCUGUAUUAUGGGUUUUAUUCCAAUUCAACUAUCAAGCACAAAGGAAGCAACACCUCUUACAACAUGCAGCUGGCAUAUAUUUUCACGAUCGGACUAUACUUGGUCAUCUGCUUCUUUUCCUUACUCUAUAGGCAAUUGGGGUUAAGUGACUUGCUCAGGGUCACACAGCUAGAUUUUGGUAGAGCUGGAUGUAUUGUUUUUGCCUCUCAUAGCAUGGCCUGUUCUUUCCGGAAUAACUUCAUUAACCCUCACGUCUACUCCAGAGGGACUGCUAAACUUGUCUUUUCCUGGGACUUCACCAUCACUUGUGAGAAAGCUGUGAAGCUAAAGCAAAGAAACCUUAUCAUAGAACUCAAGGAGAAUCUGUCAGAAAUCCGGCUUGAGAAUGUGAUUACACCUCUCAAGCAGAGGUUAUCUCGUCUUUGCAUCCACCUGGCAGCCUGGAUAGUUUCCACAGGGGUGGCUGUUGCCUGCUGUGCGGCUGUUUAUUUCCUGGCUUCUAAUAACAUGAAGUUUCUGAGAGAACACAAAAACCAGGCGGCCACUUUAUUGCUACCUUUCCUGGUGUGUUGCAUCAAUCUCUUUGUACCACUAUUUUACUCCUCCUUUGGAUUGGUGGAAAAGUUUGAAAUUCCUCGACAUCAGGUCUUAGUUAUCAUUACCAGGAAUAUCUUUCUGAAAAUAUCCAUCAUUGGGAUUCUUUGUUAUUAUUGGCUCAACUCUGUAGCGGUGUCGCAGGAAGAGUGCUGGGAAACACUUAUUGGCCAGGAUAUCUACCGACUCCUCAUGAUGAAUUUUUUCUUUACUUUAUUUGACUCCAUUUUUGGAGAGUUUUUGAGAAGAAUCAUUGGGACUAAAUUGAUUAAAAGCCUUGGUGUGCCUGAGUUUGAUAUUGCCAGGAAUGUUUUAGAGCUAAUCUACACACAGACCCUGCUGUGGAUUGGCAUCUUUUUCUCUCCUCUGCUGCCCUUCAUCCACAUGAUCACACUCUUCAUCAUGCUUAAUGUCAAAAGAAUCAGCUUAAUGAUGAACUGUCUGCCUCCAAGCAAAGUCUGGCGUGCCUCUCAGAUGAUGACUCUUUUUAUCUUCCUACUGUUUUUCCCAUCUUUUACUGGGGUGCUAUGUGUCCUAGCCAUCACUGUCUGGAGGUUGAAGCCUUCAGCCCAGUGUGGUCCUUUCCAAGGCCUGCCUUCCAUCAUCCAUGCAAUCUAUGGAUGGAUUGAGAUACUUAGCAACAGACCUAGCUACUUAUGGGUAGUGUGGAUUUAUCGGAAUCUCAUCGGGAGUGUGCAUUUCUUCUUCAUCCUCACCCUCAUUGUCGUGAUAAUCACAUACCUUUACUGGCAGAUAAUUGAGGGAAGGAAGAUCAUGAUCAAACUCCUACAUGAACAGAUCAUCAAUGAAGGAAAAGACAAGAUGUUUCUUGUGGAGAAGCUUUUAAAGCUCCAGGACUCCCAGAAGAAACCAAGUACUUUCCCACCAGCUCAAGAAAGGAGAGAACAGGAGAUGGAGUCUAGGAACAGCCUGGAUAUGCCAACAGAUCUGUCAAGAAGAAGCAGAACCUCUCUCAGGAAUCAAAAUUCUGUGUUUAUGGAAGAACAUUUUAACCAUGAUACAAGACAACACACUGGAAUAACAGAUGAAGAUUCUUCUGAAGCCUUAAGGCUUGCCAUGAUGGCUAAACAACAGUCAGUAAUGGAGAGAUGAGGGAAGUAUAAAAAUUUUUACAAUUCACACCCUGGGCUUCCUGCCAGAAGAAACAUAUCAACCACUUGCUGGAAGUAUUCAUGUCGGAAAGUUGGGAUUGUCAGCAAUGCGAAUACCAAAUUAAAAUUGGAAAGUUCUAUGCAGUUUCUUCUGAUUCUUUGUUCACUUUUAACUGAGACAGAGCAUGUUUUUGGUUUUCUAAUAAAGACUAUUGUCAUAUUUAAACUUGUACUUUAGAACAAAUGAUAAAACAACUUAAAAAUUAUAUAUCUGGGCCUCAAAAUGUCAGUGAAAACUGUUAACCUGAAUUUUAAUGAAAAGAGUCAAUACAACAAAAUGGAAGUCUUUAAUUGGGGCAAGUAAGUUGCAGCCCAAGGAGCCAUGCAGCAAGUGCUGGGGUACCCCAGGAGGAGGACUGGGAACAGUGUUAUAUAAACCAGAAGGCAAGUACUAAGGCAGAAAGAAUGACUAGGUUGCAGGUGGGAUGGGUUUCACCAGAUACAUUGUUUUGCAUAACAAGCAAAAGUCCAUAAAGAAAGGCUGGGAAUCUUGGGAUGAGGGAGAGUUGGGGAGAUUUACAAAUAAUCAGAGCCCCAGGCAAUUCAUUGGCCAGGGAACCAAAACCAGGUCAGGUCCAGUUAGUUCUCAGUCACUGUAUUUGUAUAUAAUUAUCAAUUACUGGUCUUUGGAAGGCCCAAUUUUUGUUUCUCCCUCCAGGGAAAGUAAUUCCCUGCCCCUACUCCCACCUGCAACACACACACACAAACAUACCAAUCACAGGCCUCCUAUAGCCUAGGCACAGAGGAGACUAUAGCAAAAGUAAGUCUAGGGGGCAGCUAAAUGGCCCUGGAGUCAGGAGUGUUUGCUAUAUCAUGAAUUCCAUGAAGCCAUUGUUAAAUCAGGAAGACGCUUUAUUAAUGACCUGGGAAGGUGGGGCUUCCCACAUGUGUGGAUAGAUGCACACCUUUUUAUUCCCUAUUCCCCAUUCGAAUUUCCUUCCCAUUUUCCCAUUGGCUGGGUACUAUAGAGGUUACAGCCUAUCAUAUCCCCAUAUGAGUCUCCACCCCUAAUUACAUCUCCCACUCCCCACAAUUUGGCCACCCUGCGCCUUAUUUGGGUAUACUCACAUCCCUUCUGCUUGGGAUACUGAUGUGUUAAUCUAUACCUAAACUCAGAACCAGUUUUCACUGGUCUGUCCAUUCACCCACCAACUCCACUUUAUGGCUUUCUUUUGUUCAACUUCCACCUAGUCCCCAGACUGCACUCCUGUGGAAAUGAAAACCAGACAUUUCCCACACUUCCUCCCAGUCCAAACUGACUCCAAUGUUGUCACACGGGCAUUCAACCACUGAUUGAGUGAUGGAUGUGCAGAAGCAACAUUCCCAACCACAUUGUCCACAAGGAGGACCUGAGUUCAAAUCUAGUCUCAGACCAGAUACUUGACACUAGCUUUGU